AUGAUUAUCUACAGGGAUAUCAUCACUGGCGACGAGAUCGUCUCGGACGCCACCAAGAUCAUUGACGCCGGCAAUGGCCUCUGGGAAAUUGACGGGCGCAUGAUCAAGAAGGGCCAGGAGAACUUCGUCCUUGAGGGUGCCAACCCAUCGGCCGAGGAAGAGGACGAGGGCGGCGCUGAUGAUGGCGGCGACAACCAGCCAGUCCUUGAUCUCGCGGACCAGUUCCGUCUGCAAAAGAUGGAGGGCGGCAUGAGCAAGAAGGCCUACCAGAGCGAACUUAAGAAAUACAUGAAGGCUCUUACCGAGAAGUUGAAGGAGAAGGGUGUUCCCGAGGAAGACAUCAAGAAAUUCCAGUCCGAGGCUCCUGCCGCAGCCAAGAAGAUCCUGGCCAACUGGGACAACUACGACAUCUACCAGGGUGAAUCGAUGGCCGAGAACGGCAUGUACGUUUUGGUUGACUUCCGCGAGGAUGGCAUGACCCCAUACGCCACCGUCUGGAAAUGGGGCUUGGAGGAAUACAAGGUGUAG
Molecule: messenger RNA, 528 nt
Organism: Exophiala dermatitidis NIH/UT8656
Lineage: Eukaryota; Fungi; Ascomycota; Eurotiomycetes; Chaetothyriales; Herpotrichiellaceae
Exons: 4
Coding region: 1-528 (175 amino acids)
Cellular component (GO): cytoplasm
Molecular function (GO): calcium ion binding
Source: RefSeq, a predicted model, not a curated record